Molecule: messenger RNA, 606 nt
Organism: Abrus precatorius (Indian licorice)
Lineage: Eukaryota; Viridiplantae; Streptophyta; Magnoliopsida; Fabales; Fabaceae
Product: auxin-induced protein 10A5-like
Exons: 2
Coding region: 67-606 (179 amino acids)
Biological process (GO): response to auxin
Source: RefSeq, a predicted model, not a curated record
CAAAUAUUUCUUUUAUUAGUCCUUUGGCAACAGUAUAUUAUUUUUUGUGUGGAGCAACAGAAAACAAUGGGUUUCAGCGUAGCAAGUAUUAUAAGACGGGCAUCAUUCUCAACAAUCCAAGCAGCCUCCAAGGAGGUUGAAGUACCAAAAGGCUAUCUCGCAGUCUAUGUUGGAGAUAAAAUGAGGCGGUUUGUGAUUCCAGUAUCGUACUUGAACCAACCAUCAUUUCAAGAAUUACUAAGUCAAGCAGAAGAAAAAUUUGGAUACGAUCAUCCAACAGGUGGUCUCACAAUUCCGUUCCUUCGAUAUCUUUUCACGAAAACAAUGGGUUUCGGCAUACGAAGUAUUAUUAGACGGGCAUCAUUUUCUGCUGCCCAAGCAGCUCCCAAGGGACUUGAAGUCCCAAAAGGAUAUCUUGCAGUCUACGUUGGAGAAAAAAUGAGGCGGUUCGUGAUUCGAGUAUCAUACUUGAACCAACCUUCAUUUCAAGAAUUACUAAGUCAAGCAGAAGAAGAAUUUGGAUAUGAUCAUCCAAUGGGGGCUCUCACAAUUCCAUGCAAUGAGGAUGAGUUUCUAAACCUCACUUCUCGCUUGAAUGAGUUCUAA